This is a messenger RNA of Aspergillus mulundensis, 1503 nucleotides long. Its product is annotated as Pal1 family protein. The transcript is spliced from 4 exons. Gene Ontology annotation, cellular component: cytoplasm. The coding region runs from base 1 to 1503 and encodes 500 amino acids. The record is from RefSeq and is a predicted model, not a curated record. NCBI's taxonomy places the organism in Eukaryota, Fungi, Ascomycota, Eurotiomycetes, Eurotiales, Aspergillaceae.
AUGAGCGCAUCUCAGCAAACAACUCUUUCCUACUAUCCACCCGGCGUCUCGCUGGGCCCGCAAGCCUCUCCCUCUCCUUCUCGCCAACAGUUCCCUGUCAACCUGGGAUCCAAUAACCCUUUCCGAACCCGUACACUGUCUCCCUCCAGCUCUACGACUUCAGGCGGCCGACCUGAACGACCGAAGUCGACGAAUCCAUUCUUGGACGACAGCGAACCUAUUUCUCCCCAAUCAGCUCCAAUCAACUCUUUGAUUGACCAGCAAGAUAUGACGCAGAAUACGCGCGACCUCUUCGAGAACCUUUCUCUGAACCCGGUUCCCAAAACCAAUGGAAUGCGACCAGCGCCUCCGCGCCCUGAGAAGCCUGCGCAGAAUGUGCCUUUGAAGAGCCGACCGCCGCGCCCCACGAGAGAACGCUCUGAAGGCCGAUCCGACGACCCCUUUAAUAUCUUUGCCGAUCCUCCGAGCAAAGCCAGGCCUACUGGAUCCGCAUCUAAAUCUCGAGACCGGGAAAGGCGACCACGUCGAAACUCUGAAUCAUCCAUCAUGGAGCGGCGGCCGAAACUUGUUGAUGAUGACGAUGAGCGACGACGCCGUGAAAGGCGUCGGCGAGAGCGCGAGGGUCGCCAUCGGGAUGGCAAGUCCAGUUCCAAGAAGGCUAACUACCAGCUCGAUAUCAUUGAUAAACUGGAUGUGACCAGCAUCUACGGCACUGGGAUGUUCCACCACGACGGACCCUUCGAUGCCUGCAACCCUAACCGCAACCGCAAAGGCCUCCGCGCCACUCCCAUGCAAGCCUUCCCCAAAGACUCUUCCAACAUGGCUCUUGGUGGUGCGGGUCCGAACAAUGACAAGAUAGAUCUCGAUCGGUUCCACGGCAGAAUGGAGGAAGGAUACAAUGACUUUGCUGCGAGUGGCACGGAUAACCGUAAGACUGAAGGAGGGUCAUUUGAUCCAACUUCUCGCAUUGAGCCAAUUCACGGUGCGGCCACGAUGGGGUUGGGCACCAGUACCUUCCUGGACGGUGCCCCGGCUAGUCGCGCAGCUAUCCGUGAGAACCAGACUGAACAGCAGAACUCUCUAAAUGGUGCCGGAGGUUUGCAGCGGAAGAAGAGUCUUGCUCAAAGGAUCCGCGGCGGUAUCAAUCGCCCUAACCCUCGGGUGACAUCUCCGCAGGCUGCAUACGGUUCUCCUUACACCUCUUCAUCCCCGCGCAAUGAAAAGAACCCGUUUUUCCAGGAUUACGAUGAUGCUUGGGAUAAGAAGGGUGCACGUAUUAACUCUGAAGAGUCGCACGCUGCCCCUGAGGGUGGCCGGGUCCGUUCAUCCAGCAGUCCCAAGCAGGCGACUUCCUCUCUAGAGCGACGGUAUACUGAUGAUCGGGUCAACGGGCUCGACGAGGGCAAGAGCGUGGGCGGCGGCGGCGGCGGCGGCGGCUUUAUCAGUCGCAUGAAGAGUCUGCGGAAGCCGCCUCAACCCAAGAGACGUGUCACCGAUGACUGA